AUGGAAGCUCUGAAUUCAUCUUCACUAGAAGAAGCAGAUGUAUUAGAGUACUGUUAUCCUCAAUCCAAUGUCUCCUGUGUUAAAACCUCUCUUUCUGUGGAGGCUAAAUCUGUUCUGUAUUUCUUACUGGUGUUAGCAAUGGCCGUAACGAUUUUAGGGAACUCUGUGGUCAUCAUCUCUAUAGGUCAUUUCAAACAACUUCAGACACCUACUAAUAUUUUGGUGAUGUCUCUGGCUCUGGUGGAUCUACUGCUGGGACUCACUGUCAUGCCCUUCAGCAUGGUCAGAUCUGUGGACGGUUGCUGGUACUUUGGUGAUGAAUACUGCUUUUGGCACUCGAGUUUUGACUUUCUCUUUACAGGUGCAUCCAUAUUUCAUCUGAUUUUCAUCGCCACCGAUCGAUAUCAUGCUGUGUGCCAUCCACUUCAGUACCCCACCAGAAUAACUCUACCUGUGGCGUGGGUCAUGGCAGCUCUGAGCUGGGCUUUAGCGUCAUUGUAUGCUUUCAGUGUUGUUGGUUUGAAAGCGAAUGAGCAAGGUUUGGAAGACUACCUUGCCUCCAUAGACUGCUUUGGAAACUGUUUUUUUCUGGUCAACAUGACAUGUGCUUCUGUGAGCACGUCAUUCUUCUUUAUUUUGCCGGUCUUGGUCAUGAUCGGUCUGUACUCUCAAAUAUUUUUAGUUUCUGAAAAGCAUGCAAGAAAACUAGAGGUCACAAAGCAGAGCAGACCCGAUACAAAUGUAAACAAGAUUUCACAAAAAAUGAAGCACGAGAAAAAAGCAGCAAAAACUCUGGGGAUCGUCGUAGGAGCGUUUAAUUUAUGCUGGAUGCCAUAUUUUAUUGCUUCUGUUAUUGAUCCGAUUUAUGAUUUUGCCACUCCCGGAGUUAUCUAUGAACUGUUUGUAUGGUUGGGUUACAUCAAUUCCACUUUGAACCCCAUUAUAUACGGCCUUUUCUAUCCAUGGUUCAGAAAAACACUGUACCUCAUUCUCACACUUAAAAUAUUUGCUCCAAACUCGUCUGAUAUAAAAGUUUAUGCUGCACAUUAA
Trichomycterus rosablanca is the source of this 1050-nucleotide messenger RNA. RefSeq names its product trace amine-associated receptor 13c-like. The transcript has a single exon. Gene Ontology annotation, biological process: G protein-coupled receptor signaling pathway. NCBI's taxonomy places the organism in Eukaryota, Metazoa, Chordata, Actinopteri, Siluriformes, Trichomycteridae. Gene Ontology annotation, molecular function: trace-amine receptor activity. Bases 1 to 1050 code for a protein of 349 amino acids. The record is from RefSeq and is a predicted model, not a curated record. Gene Ontology annotation, cellular component: membrane.